This is a messenger RNA of Podospora pseudocomata, 1656 nucleotides long. RefSeq lists its product as uncharacterized. Gene Ontology annotation, cellular component: cytoplasm. NCBI's taxonomy places the organism in Eukaryota, Fungi, Ascomycota, Sordariomycetes, Sordariales, Podosporaceae. Gene Ontology annotation, molecular function: protein phosphatase inhibitor activity. The coding region runs from base 491 to 976 and encodes 161 amino acids. The record is from RefSeq and is a predicted model, not a curated record. The transcript is spliced from 2 exons.
AAUUUUUAUCAUUGGAACCUCCAAAAUAAAGAGCUUUUUACUUUACUUCCUCUUUUUAUUAAAUGCCCCGUUUUCUUUGAGGUUCCCAGCAACCAGCCACCCAGUUGUGAGCAUAAGUACCUACAGCACUGCAGUGCCAACUGUUAGCAGGCGACCAGUGGUUAAGCAGCCUGGCGCGCCAAUCUCCCCACCCGGGCCGCUUCUACCCAAGCGGAACGAAGUGACAUCCCACCUCCCGUCCUGUCCAGAAGCUCGAUCGUGCCCCUCUCUUGACGCAAGAAUACCAGACAAGAAUCAAAACCUUGACCCGCCAUUUCAGCAAAUCCAUCCAGGGGAAAGUGUCUACUCUCUUUUUCACCAUCGCGACCAUCACAUCCCGACACACACACAUAUCGAGCGAGGAACCUUCGAUUCGUUUUAGCGAUUCAGUUUUGUUCUUGAGCAACCACCACCAAACCGUCCAUUCGCCCAAGAAAGCCAGGCCGCAAUCAUGAAUCCCCACCAGGCGAAGAAGAUCGAUGUCAAGUCCCUCUCCCCUGAGGAGCAGCGCCUCUUCCGGCUCUACGGCAAGCUCCCCAGCAAAUCGGACCACUUCGCCAAGCAUCUCAAGGAGCGCAAGUACUUUGACAGCGGCGACUACGCGAUGAGCAAGGCCGGAAAGGGCGACAGCGUCGACACGGGCUCCGUUGGCAGCCAGCACCCCGUUCCCGAGAACAUCCCCCAUCUGUCGAGCCCCGUCAGCGGACCCAACGGCAUUGGGAGCAUCCUCCAUCCCCACCAUCAUCAUCAGCAUCACAAUGUCAGCAUGCAGGCCGGCAGCCCCGUCAAAGAGAGCAGCUUUCUUAACCGGGAGACCAGUGCCGAGGAGCUCGAGAAGGGUGUCCCGGUCUCUGGUGCCGGUGCAGAGAACGGUCAGGCUGGUGCUGAGCCGGCUGUUACACCCACCGCUCAGGACGAGCUUCCGACUAGACGAUAAACACACAAUUUGUACGUGAUUACUGCCUAGGACGGCCAGAGAAGGGGUAUGGACAACAGGGGGGGAAACCGAAGGCAGAAAGAUGAAAAGAGAAAGAGAGAGAGAGAGAGAGGCUGUUGCACUCGAGGCAACUCAAAUUACGAGAUAUGAGGGCUUGCUAUUUUCUUUUUAACUCUUUUGUUGGUGUCUGCGGGCGUUCUGUAUUUCUUUGGGUUGGGGGAAAGGGCCCGGGUUCCCUGUUGCGGAUGUUGGUUGCUGUUUGAUGUAUGAACGAUCAUGACGAACAAUGUAGGAAGGGAUGGGGAGAGAAGAGCGAGGAAGGGCAUUGGUAUUAUCUUCUCUGAAGUUAUUGAAAAUUGGAACUUGACAUACUGGGUGGUGUUUCGCUGCGGGGGGUUCAUUGUUUGUUUCGCACCCCCAAGCCCGCCCGCCACACGUUUUCUCGUCAAUAUUGACACUCAGAAUGGAAAGCUGAUUCAGCCAUCUACUGGAUAGAAUGCGGGCCUAGUGUGAGUUUCGAGACUGGAGAAGCAUUGGGAUGUGAAAUUUGAAUAUGAGCACACAAGAUAAUAGCCUUAAAUUUGAGCUUCUUUGCUUUUUUGACUUCUUUUUUUAUUUAAAGUAUGUAUUACUUUAACGCUUCCUUCGAGAUUGAUAGGAAGAAGUAAUCUGAGCUCUCU